UGGGAUUCCUGUGGUCAAAAUGGCGGCCCCCUUGAGAGUUGUUUCUCGACGAUUACUUGUUCGGAACAACUUCCGUUGCGUCGUGGCCCUCCACUUUUCCGCCCCAAAUUCUGCUACUCCAGAUAAAGUGACUCACACUGGACAGCAAUGGGGACCAAGCGACUACAGAAUGGCCCGCUUUACAGACAGGCCAAAGGAGGUAAAUGAAAAGUUUGCUAUUGACCUUGUCGCAGAAGAACCACCAAAGGAAAUUCAUGGGCGUCAUGUAUGGUGUGAUGGAGGAGGAGGACCUCUUGGACAUCCUAAGGUGUACAUCAACUUGGACCAGGAAGGACCUCACCCUUGUGGCUAUUGUGGACUAAGAUAUGUCAUGGCUGCUGAUCAUCAUUGAAGAAAGAAGAUGGACCUGUUCUUUGUUGAUACUAUCAAAUAACUAAGAGCACUUUGAAUGACAAUGUAAAUACUAACAGCUGUGUGACUUUUACUUGACAUCAGCUUAUAAUUGUCAAAUGCUAACCUUCUACACUGUAUCUUCUGAGGGGCAAAUUUAGUAAUUUUUGUAAGGAAACACUUUCACUGACUGAAGAAAUUUUGGGAAGUUUCAAAAAAUAAAUUUACUUGACUUGAUGAGA
This is a messenger RNA of Stylophora pistillata, 632 nucleotides long. Its product is annotated as NADH dehydrogenase [ubiquinone] iron-sulfur protein 6, mitochondrial. Gene Ontology annotation, cellular component: respiratory chain complex I. Lineage: Eukaryota; Metazoa; Cnidaria; Anthozoa; Scleractinia; Pocilloporidae. The record is from RefSeq and is a predicted model, not a curated record. Gene Ontology annotation, biological process: mitochondrial electron transport, NADH to ubiquinone.